Dentiscutata erythropus is the source of this 882-nucleotide messenger RNA. NCBI's taxonomy places the organism in Eukaryota, Fungi, Glomeromycota, Glomeromycetes, Diversisporales, Gigasporaceae. The record is from the annotation of a GenBank genome assembly.
GAUGAUUUAAUUCAAGAUGAGAUAUCCAGUUCAUUGCUAUUAUAUGAGUUGAGAAUCCUUUUUGAAUCCUUUGAUACCAGCAAUAUUGAAUGGAAUGAUCCACUCAGCUUUGGUUGCAUUGUUGAUCGAAAUUCAGAUAUAAUUUUUGGAAAGUUGGCAGAAGAGCGAAAGAAGAAUUUGAGAGAAAUCGUAAAUUUGGUAUAUGAUCAACACGAAGUUAUUUCCGAAUUGAUUAAAGUCCUUUUAGAAAAAUCAAAAAGCUUGAAUAAAAGGGAAAUGAUGGUUUCACUCCCACCUAUACCAGCGGAUUUCCAAAGAAAUGAUGAGGAGUUUGAAGACAUAUGUGUGAUGCAUAGGAUCAUAGACUCAGUGACCGAAGAAGUCUCGGAGGCAUCCCAACAUCGGAUGGAUAAUUCUGGAGAAAUCAGAGUUGGACACAAACCCUAUUUUCGUGUGAAGUCUCCACUGAUUGCUGGUGAAGAUAAGUUAAUCAAGCUUAUGAAAGAUGCUCAUGUGCGAUUACUGAGGAAGCUCACUAGAGGAAGGGUUAGGGAAGUGAAGGAAAUAGAAGAUCUUAAUAGGGUGCCAGUUUUUGGAAGAACCAUGGCAUGUUGGGUUAUGACUAUGCCAUUUGGAGCCUUUUACUUUGUUCAACGUCUUUGUUCAGUACAAAUUCCUAUGAAUCGAGGCCAAUCUUCACUUGCCAGAUUUAUAGAUGAAUUGUGGAAAUUAAGGGCGUCUUUACGAAACCAUAUUCGCACCCUUAAUGAGAUUGUAGAAAAAUUUGAUGCAUCUUUAUACAACAUAGCUUUUUGUUCACUACAAUCUCGGAAAGAUGCACCCCUUUAUGAUGGAGAGUUAGUAACACCACGAUCGCCAUAG